CCAAGGCGGUCUACUUCAGAAUGGUACUAACAGGGUACUAUGCACUCUAAUUUCUUUAAGCUUAAACAUCGUGACGGUGCCCGAGGUUCAUACAUAAGUGCCAGAGCCAUGAGAAGACUCGGAAUCCCCACUUCUACACUGUAAACAAUUGUGCACGUCAAUGAACUCCCGUGACGACUCGGACUCGGACGUGCUUCAGCUCGGACGGGUGCUUUGGAGCCUCAAUUAUGCCAAUGUGGCUGUAACUUCGUUCUGGGCAUAUGACUACUUCCUGACCUUGGCCGACGAGGUUACAUCUUUGACUCAGUCACGAUGGAGAUGGGCGAAGCUGCUUUAUAUUGGCUGCCGAUACCUUCCCUGCGGUUACUUGUCAUCGGUGAUGCUUAUGGCAGUGCAUCCUACGUUGUCGAUUGAGACGUGUCACAUGUUGUACUAUGUAAACACAUAUACAGGAUGUGCGAUUAUGGCGUGUGCCGAGGGUAUCUUCUUGACUCGCGCUUGUGCAAUUUGGGAACUUAGGAGGAGCGUAACAGCUAUGCUCGUGAUCAGCGGAUUACUAUACCUUCUUGCCACCCACGUGGUGCUCUCACUCAGCCGAUCUGCACCUGAGAUUACGAAGUCUCCCAUCCCUGUCACGAGCUGCUUUGAGACUGGUGAUGGCAGCACCAUCAUAAUCGUCUAUGUGAUGCUGGCUACGAUGGAGAUACAAAUAUGGAUAUUCAUGCUAUACAAGGCCAUAGCAGGCUACUGGCGAGAGGGAACCCACAAUCGCCUGCUGGGACAACUGGUUCUCCACAAUACGAUUUACAUGACCUGCGGACUGAGUGAGUUGCCUCCACAUUGACAGAUUUUCAAGUACAUGUGCAAAUUUUCUGAAUCAUGAUAUAAAGUCUCCUCACUCGUAGUCAUAUUAACGACAGCACUUUUCAAGGAAUAUUAUGGUUUCAUGAUCGUGAAGUUUGUACGCAUCUGGCAAGUUACUAUUCAUGCCUUUCUUGUGACGAGGAUGUCUCGUGAACUCUGGAAAGUAGACCAGCAGCGUGCUUCAUUAGAAUCCUUACAUACAUUUUCACCUGAAGCAUUAACUCAGGUGUGAAAUUCUGUCUUUCACCCCUUUCUCUCCAUCCUUUUCGAGCAAUGAACUGGUAUGUCUCUCACCC
This is a messenger RNA of Suillus discolor, 1160 nucleotides long. RefSeq lists its product as uncharacterized. NCBI's taxonomy places the organism in Eukaryota, Fungi, Basidiomycota, Agaricomycetes, Boletales, Suillaceae. The transcript has 13 exons. The coding region runs from base 161 to 844 and encodes 227 amino acids. The record is from RefSeq and is a predicted model, not a curated record.